Fusarium fujikuroi IMI 58289 is the source of this 438-nucleotide messenger RNA. RefSeq lists its product as uncharacterized. The coding region runs from base 1 to 438 and encodes 145 amino acids. The transcript has 6 exons. The record is from RefSeq and is a predicted model, not a curated record. NCBI's taxonomy places the organism in Eukaryota, Fungi, Ascomycota, Sordariomycetes, Hypocreales, Nectriaceae.
AUGACCAAAACAGGCGGCCACUUCACAUUAAGAAUUUCUUCAACAACACACACACGCACACAAGAACAUGGCUUCGACUACACCUUCCAGCGCACACACUCCACAGCGAGCUUGAACGAUGUGGCAUUCGAUGUGUUUUCUAUCUUCCCGAUCGAAACAUGUUUGCCUUUGCGCGUAGACUUCACACGAUUGACACCUAUGGCUCGCAAACAAACCACCUUGAAGGCUGGCAAAGCCGGAAAAUCCAAAACCUCGCGUAACGUCUCUUCGGAGACCAAGUCCAGAAAAGUCGUACGUUUGAUCCUCUAUCGGCCGAUGCCACGCGGAGAUCUCUAUGAGGAAACAGGAGAAUACCUAGCCAUCCGCUUCUACCGUCUCGGCCCCGGCGGCCGAAUCCUCCACUCUACUGCAUGCUGUUUGUAUUCUGAUAGUGCCUAG